AUGGACCGGCCUCCGGAGAACACGCCAAACGGCACUUCGCCGCGCACAUUUGCCCUCAACCAUCUCCGACCCAAGCACAGAUUCCAGGGCUGUUCGCGCGUCUUGGAUUACGAGUUGCAAGGGAAACUGGGCGAGGGAACGUUCGGUGAGGUCCACCGGGCUCGAUCAAAAACGACGGGUGCCCUCGUCGCCCUCAAGAAGAUCAUCAUGCACCACGAAAAGGACGGAUUCCCCAUCACCGCGCUCCGUGAGAUCAAGCUCCUCAAGUUGCUUUCCCACAAGAAUAUACUGAGAUUGGAGGACAUGGCUGUCGAGCAUCCGUCUCGCUCAACCGACAAGCGAAAAAAGCCAAUCAUGUACAUGGUCACUCCCUACAUGGACCACGAUCUGUCUGGGUUGCUGGACAAUCCCUCGGUUCUUUUCAAAGAAGCCCAGAUCAAGUGCUACUUGAAGCAGCUACUAGAGGGCCUCUGCUACCUCCACGAUAACCACAUCCUCCACCGAGACAUGAAGGCCGCCAAUCUGCUGAUAAAUAACCGUGGUAUUUUGCAGAUUGCCGAUUUCGGCCUCGCCAGACACUACGAUGGCCCUACGCCGCAGGCCGGACGACCAAUGGGCGACGGACGUCGUGAUUACACGGGGUUAGUUGUGACUAGGUGGUAUAGGCCGCCCGAAUUGCUGCUCCAGCUCAGACAGUACACCACCGCUAUUGACGUGUGGGGUGUCGGCUGCGUGUUCGGGGAAAUGUUGGUCGGGAAGCCCAUCCUCGCGGGCGAAAGUGACCCGCACCAGCUCGAGCUGAUAUGGGACCUGAUGGGCUCACCAAACGACGACGUGAUGCCUGGGUGGAAACAACUUUCCGGAGGGGAAAAGUUGACACCUCGACCUCGUCCCGGAAACCUGCAGAGUCGGUUCAGGGAGCAUGGGCCUGGCGCCAUUUCCUUGCUCAAAGAACUCCUUAAACUAGACUGGAGAACACGAAUCAACGCAGUUGAUGCUCUGGAACACGCAUACUUCAAAAUGGCACCGUUGCCGAUGGCUCCCGAAGACAUCCCAACGUACGAAGAGAGCCACGAGCUUGACAGAAGAAAGUUUCACGACCGGAAAGCCAAUCUACCGCCGGCUCCGAAGGGUGGCACAGUGGGCAUUGGCGCCGACGCAAACAACGCCACGGCAGGCUUCAACAGCGGUGAUGGAUAUGGCCGAAGCGGCGUCAACGGAGGGCGAUAUCGAGAUGAACGCCGGCCCGCAUGGCAGCGAGACAGGGGUCCUCAAGGCCGGCCUCCGCCGCAAGACAGGCCGGGCACCAGAGACGACCCGGACUACAGGAGAAAUCGGCCUCUGGGGAGAGGUCCAGGCGGCGGAGGCGCAGGGGCAGAUGUUGAUACUUAUAUACCGGCGUACAGGGCCGACGAGGCUGGCAGGCGGAGGGAUGAGCGUCCGCGAGAUGACCGAAGGCGAUAUACUGGAAAGGAUGAGCGAUGGGACCGAAGGACCAGGAGUCGAAGUCGGUCGCCGGCUCACGAGAGACGGAUGGACCGGGACCGGGACAUGUACAGGCGGUAG
Messenger RNA from Metarhizium album ARSEF 1941, 1566 nucleotides. RefSeq names its product Serine/threonine-protein kinase bur-1. The transcript is spliced from 6 exons. Gene Ontology annotation, cellular component: nucleus. Gene Ontology annotation, biological process: protein phosphorylation. Gene Ontology annotation, molecular function: cyclin-dependent protein serine/threonine kinase activity; ATP binding. The coding region runs from base 1 to 1566 and encodes 521 amino acids. The record is from RefSeq and is a predicted model, not a curated record. NCBI's taxonomy places the organism in Eukaryota, Fungi, Ascomycota, Sordariomycetes, Hypocreales, Clavicipitaceae.